AUGGUCUUGGAGGCGGCUGUGGCGAGUGUGGCCACGGGGGUCCUGAAGCCCGUCCUGGAGAAGCUGGCAGCUCUGCUCACCAAUGAGUACAAGCGUUUCAAAGGUGUGCGCAAAGAGAUCAAGUCCGUCACUCAUGAGCUCGCCGCCAUGGAGGCUUUUCUCGUCAGGAUGUCCGAGGACGAGGAUCCCAAUGAGCAGGAUAAAGUUUGGAUGAAUGAGGUGCGGGAGCUGUCCUAUGACCUAGAGGAUGCCAUCGACGACUUCAUGCAGAGCAUCGGAAACAAAGACGAAAAGCCAGAUGGCUUCAUUGAGAAGAUCAAGAGCUCGCUAGGGAAGUUGGGGAAGAUGAAGGCUCGCCGCCGGAUCGGCAGAGAGAUCCAAGAUCUAAAGAAACAUAUCAUUGAGGUGGGUGAGAGGAAUGAAAGGUACAAGAGUCGCGAGACCUUCUCCAACACAAAAAAUGCGACCGUUGACCCUAGAGCUCUUUCUAUAUUUGAGCACGCCUCAAAGCUUGUGGGAAUUGAUGGACCUAAGGCUGAGAUAAUCAAAUUGUUGAACGAAGGUGCGUCAACAGAUAAUCAACUGAAGUUGAUUUCCAUCGUAGGAACUGGAGGAAUGGGCAAAACCACUCUUGCAAACCAAGUGUAUGAAGACCUCAACAAGAAAUUCAAAUGUCGGGCCUUCUUAUCCGUGGCACGAAAUCCAGAUAUGAUAAAUAUCAUGAGAAUUAUUCAUAGUAAAGUCAGUGGUCGACGUUUUUCUGACACCGAAGCAGGGAGCAUACAACAAGUCAUCAUCAAUAUCAACAGUUUCCUAGCCAGCAAAAGGUAUUUUGUUGUCAUUGACGAUAUAUGGAAUGUGCGUACAUGGGAUGUUAUUAAGAGCGCAUUUCCCAUGCCGAGUUCUGGCAGUAUCAUAAUCACUACUACUCGUAAAAAUGAUGUUGCUGAAUCAUGUCGUUCUUCAUUUGGUGGUUCCAUUUAUGCUAUAAGACCACUUAAUACAGUGUGUUCAAGACAACUAUUUAAUAGAAGAGUAUUUGGGUCCAAAGAAGAUCGCCCUUCACACCUUGAAGGAAUUUCAUGUCAAAUGUUGGAGAAGUGUGCUGGCUUACCUUUGGCAAUCAUUGCUAUAUCUGGGUUGUUGGCUAACAAAGAAAGAACAGAUGAUAUAUGGAAUGAAGUGAAAGAUUCAAUUGGUCGGGCUCUUGAAAGGAAUCAUGUGAUUGAAGUGAUGAUAAACAUAUUGUCACAUAGUUACUUUGAUCUUCCUCCUCAUCUCAAAACUUGUCUAUUGUAUUUGGGUAUAUUUCCAGAGGACUCUGUUAUUGAGAAGAUGACCCUGAUAUGUAAAUGGAUUGCCGAAGGAUUUAUUCACAAAGAAGGCAGGUGUACAACAUAUGAUUUCGGAGAGAUGUGCGUUAAUGAGCUUGUCAAUAGAAGUUUGAUCCAAGUUUUACACACUGGCCUAUUUGGUGAGGUGAAGAGUUUUCGAGUUCAUGACAUAAUUCUUGAUUUCAUCAUAUCCAAGUCUAUCGAAGAGAACUUUGUUACUUUAAUAGGUGUGCCUAAUAUAACUAUUGGGACACAAUUUAAACUUCGUAGACUCUCCCUCCAACUUGGUAAUCAAGGAAAUUCUAUUAUUCCAGCACAUAUGGUGCUGUCUCACGUUCGAUCACUCAAUGUGUUUGUUCAAUCAUUUGAAAUACCUUCUCUUGAUGAGUUCAGGCGUUUACGUGUCUUGGACUUUAAAGGUUGCAAGAAAUUGGAAAACCAUCAUCUUACAAAUAUAGGGAGGUUGCUUCAGAUGAGGUGCUUGAUAUUGAGCGAGACAAGUAUAACUGAGCUCCCAGAAGAAAUUGGUCAUCUAUGUUUCUUAGAAAUGUUGGACAUAACAGACACCAAAGUCAGGAAACUACCAGCAGCUAUUUCCAAUCUUGGAAAACUGGUGCGUCUGUUUAUGCCGAAAUUUGUUAAAAUUCCUGAUGGAAUAGCAAAGAUGCAAGCACUGGAGACACUGGGUUGUGUUACAGUCUUCGGGCAGACAUUUAAUUUGCUGCAAGAACUUGGGCAGCUAAAGAAUCUGAGGCAGCUGUUCCUCAGGUUUGAUAAUCCUUAUGACACACACAUAAGAAUUGAGAAGGUGUGCAUGGAAGCUAUAGCCUCUUCACUUCAACACCUAUCCAGUCAGAACCUUCGCUCUCUACUUAUCAACGGCGAUGGGGAGAGGUCCAUGCAGUCUAGUCCGCUUAGCCUCCAAUCACUUGAGGUCCAUGCUUCACUUGUUCCACAGUUUCCGAACUUGUUGGGCUCCCUCGUCAACCUUCAGCGGCUAUGCCUUAAUUUGAAGGGAGUCGGGCAGGAUGAUAUCAACAUCUUCAGAGCCUUACCGGCUCUAGUCCAUCUUAUUCUGGGCAGCACAGUAAAUGGAUACCCCAAAUAUUGUCGGCGGUUAACUGAAGACAGGACGGUCAGAAUCAGUGGUGACGUUGGCUUCCCAUGCUUGAGGAACUUCUGCUACGAUGCAUUUCGUUACCCGCUACAUCUCAUGUUUGAAGUAGGAUCCAUGCCCAAGCUAGACAGACUUACCAUGGGUUUCCUCUUCCUUAUAUAUGACUUCGAUAUGGAGGAUGGUGUUUUUGAUUUUGGAAUCGAAAAUCUUCCCAAACUCAUGACUCUCAAAUGUAAAAUAGCAGUCCGCUUGGGUGAUUCCGAUCUAAUCUUUGAGCAAGCAAAGGCAGCUGCGGAGAGAACAGCGAGGGCACAUCCCAACAACCCUACUCUAUCUUGUCAUAUAAUAAAUAUUUGA
Triticum turgidum subsp. durum (durum wheat) is the source of this 2808-nucleotide messenger RNA. Lineage: Eukaryota; Viridiplantae; Streptophyta; Magnoliopsida; Poales; Poaceae. The record is from the annotation of a GenBank genome assembly.